This is a messenger RNA of Paraphaeosphaeria sporulosa, 737 nucleotides long. Its product is annotated as ADP-ribosylation factor. The record is from RefSeq and is a predicted model, not a curated record. NCBI's taxonomy places the organism in Eukaryota, Fungi, Ascomycota, Dothideomycetes, Pleosporales, Didymosphaeriaceae. The transcript has 6 exons. Gene Ontology annotation, biological process: protein folding. Gene Ontology annotation, molecular function: GTPase activity; GTP binding. The coding region runs from base 18 to 563 and encodes 181 amino acids. Gene Ontology annotation, cellular component: cytoplasm; microtubule cytoskeleton.
CACACAACAGCGCAAAGAUGCUUUCAAUCUUGCGGAAAGCGCGUCUGAAGGACAAAGAGAUGAGAAUCUUGAUGCUGGGUCUGGACAAUGCAGGAAAGACUACCAUCGUUAAGAAAAUCAUGAAUGAGGACGUGAACAGUGUCAGCCCGACGCUAGGCUUCAUCAUCAAGACAAUUGAGUACGACGGCUACAAACUGAAUAUUUGGGAUGUGGGCGGCCAAAAGACGCUGCGGACGUAUUGGAAGAACUACUUUGAGAAAACCGACACGCUCAUCUGGGUGGUUGAUGCUACCGACCGCGAGCGAAUCGACGACUGUCGGCGUGAGCUGGAGGGGCUGCUCCAGGAAGAGCGGCUCAUGGGAGCGAGCUUGCUCGUGUUCAAGAACAAGAGCGACGUGUCGGGAUCCAUGACAGAAGACGAGGUUCGGCAGGGUCUCCGGCUCGACGCCAUCAAGACGCACAAAUGGACCAUCAUGGCGUGCAGCGCCAUGACGGGCACGAACCUGCAGGAAGGGCUGCGGUGGGUGGUGCAGGACGCGAAAAGCAGGCUGUUUCUGUACUGAGCCAGGCGGAUGGCGUGGGCGCUGGCGAACGUGUUGGGCGGCUGCAAGGGGCAACCCGUGCAGUUCCCUGGUUGAAAAGUGGGCAGCGCGCCGCCGUGACAAGCGCGGCAACGGUCUCGGGCGCCGUCAGCUGGGAACUCGGGGGCAGCAAAACAAACAAGUAGACACACGCCG